This is a messenger RNA of Brassica napus (rape), 1583 nucleotides long. Its product is annotated as WAT1-related protein At5g13670. The record is from RefSeq and is a predicted model, not a curated record. Lineage: Eukaryota; Viridiplantae; Streptophyta; Magnoliopsida; Brassicales; Brassicaceae. The transcript is spliced from 7 exons. Gene Ontology annotation, molecular function: transmembrane transporter activity. Gene Ontology annotation, cellular component: plasma membrane. Bases 1 to 1140 code for a protein of 379 amino acids.
AUGAAGUUUCAGAAAGCAAGGCCAUUCAUAGCCAUUGUUUUCAUUCAGUUUUUGUAUGCACUGAUGUCUAUAGUAGCGAAACUAGCUUUGAACCAAGGUAUGAGCCCUCACGUCUUGGUUGCUUACCGGAUGGCAGUUGCUACUGCUCUCAUUACUCCUUUCGCCCUCAUCCUUGAAAGAAACACAAGACCAAGGCUAACUUUCAAAAUCUUAUUUCAAAUAUCCAUCAUGAGUUUAUUUGAGCCUGUGGUGGAGCAAAACCUGUACUACUCAGGGAUGAAACUUACUACUGCAACAUUCACAUCAGCUUUGUGCAAUGCGCUUCCUGCAAUAACAUUUAUAAUGGCCUGCAUUUUCAAGCUGGAGAAAGUGAUUAUCAAAAGGCGUCACAGCCAGGCAAAGCUGGCGGGAACCAUGGUGGCUAUUGGAGGAGCAAUGCUCAUGACGUUCGUGAAAGGGAAUGUCAUUGAGUUGCCUUGGACAAGCAAGUCAAGGAGCUAUAAUGGGCAGUCACAUGUUAUGAAUACUCCAAAGCAGGAAGAUACAGGAAAAGGAUCAAUCAUGCUUGUAGCAAGCUGCUUCACCUGGUCAUGUUACAUCAUUUUACAGGCAAACAUUCUGAAUUCAUAUCAAGCCGAACUCUCGCUAACAGCACUAAUGUGCUGUAUGGGGAUGCUGGAGGCUACUGUUAUGGCAUUGAUAUUGGAAAGGAACAACAUGUCUGCCUGGAAAAUCCACCCGGACAUGAGGCUAUUAGCUUCUAUAUACGGGGGACUUGUCUCAGGGUUAUCAUACUAUAUCACCGGAUGGGCAUCAAAAGAGAGAGGACCUGUGUUUGUUAGCGCAUUUAACCCGCUAAGCAUGGUUAUUGUUGCUAUUCUCAGCUCCUUCAUUUUCUUGGAAAAGAUGUACAUUGGAAGGGUUGUUGGAUCAGUUGUCAUUGUCAUUGGAAUAUAUUUGGUACUAUGGGGUAAAAGCAAGGAGAAGGUAGGGAAUCUUCUACCAAAAGCUGGAUGUGCAGGGACUGUGGUAAAACUUGAAGAACAGAAGGUCCUGACGCAUGAUAAUAACCAAGUAGUACACAAAAGCGACAAGAUAAUGAUCCCAAAGGCACCAACUAAGUCUCAAGAAUCGGUCUGAGACUCUGAGAUGCCGAUUUUAGUUCCAGUAUCUCUAUAUUAUUGCAGAAGAUUUUUGAUUAGUCUUAAAUAGUUUGGUGUGUCAGAAUAAGCGUCUUAAAUUUUGGAGUGCUAGCAGAAGUUUAGAUACUUCAGUAAGGGAACUAGACUCAUCAGACAAGGGUAUCAUAGCAGUUCAUGGUUCUGAUUCAUUAUUAGAAGCUAUAGUUACAGAGAACAAGAAUGUAAAGCCUACCAGUUGAUAGUUCGUCUUGUCAAGAUGCCAAAGUGACAACAUCCUUCCCAUAGAUCCGCUGAAGCUCAAGGCUGGCAACUUGAUAUGAAGCUGAAAACAUACGAAAGUAGAAACAUCAUUUCAGCUGGAUAACCUACAAGGAUUGGCUUUUUGUAUCUUGUUUUGUAAUAAAUUAAAAUGUCUAUGAUGCAAUAUUUAUUACCUUUCCA